CGUACGCGUCUGGCGUUCGCCUGCGUCAGCAGCAGUCUAGACGCAAACGCAUUGCAGUCAGUUUCAAUAAUAAUACGGAUAUACAUGACGGCAAAAUUUCAAUUUUCUUCCAAGGAGGACGAAAAAUUAAUAGAAAAUGUCGCAAAUUACCCUUUCCUUUAUAAUAUAUGCGAUGAAAAUUAUAAGAAUCAUGAACUAAAAGAAAACGUUUGGAAAGAAAUAUCAUAUGAAUUGAGAAGAACAGCUGCUGAUUGUAAAAAAAGAUGGCGGAAUAUUAGAGACACAUUUAUGAAAAUAAAACGGGGUAACAAACAUGGCAGGGGGUCGACAGCGAAACCGAAAUCCAAAUGGCCAUUAUUGCAGCAAUUAGGUUUUUUAGAUAAUGUAACUUCUGAGAAAAGUAAUAGUAAUAUGGAUGAUUUGCAAGAGGAUUCAGAAAACAGUAUCGAAGAAAAAGUUUCAAUAGAAACAUCAACAAUUACUUCGACACCAUAUGUACCGCCUUUGAGAAAAAGAAAAUUACAUCAUACACAAAACACAAAUGUAACGAAAAAAUUCAAACACGAAUUAACUAAAAUUUUAGACUUACUAGAAAAAAGAGCACUUGAAAGACAGACAUUAAUAGAAAAUAUUAAUAAAAUAAUAGUAGAAGAUACCGAUCCUGUUUGUACAUUUUUCAAAAGUAUGGCGAUGACUGUAAAAACAUUUCCACCACAUUUAAUUGCAGAGGCAAAAUAUCGAGUUUUUGAAAUAAUCAAUGAAUUAGAAAAAAAGCCAUUAGAACAAUAGCGUGUGAUAUAAGUGAAAUAAAAUUAUUUUUAAAUAAUUAA
Frieseomelitta varia is the source of this 830-nucleotide messenger RNA. RefSeq lists its product as uncharacterized. Gene Ontology annotation, biological process: regulation of transcription by RNA polymerase II. NCBI's taxonomy places the organism in Eukaryota, Metazoa, Arthropoda, Insecta, Hymenoptera, Apidae. Gene Ontology annotation, cellular component: transcription regulator complex; nucleus. Gene Ontology annotation, molecular function: DNA binding. The transcript has 3 exons. The coding region runs from base 85 to 789 and encodes 234 amino acids. The record is from RefSeq and is a predicted model, not a curated record.